Messenger RNA from Macrobrachium nipponense, 1359 nucleotides. Its product is annotated as pro-resilin-like. Gene Ontology annotation, cellular component: extracellular matrix. NCBI's taxonomy places the organism in Eukaryota, Metazoa, Arthropoda, Malacostraca, Decapoda, Palaemonidae. The coding region runs from base 117 to 476 and encodes 119 amino acids. The transcript has 2 exons. The record is from RefSeq and is a predicted model, not a curated record.
UGCAUCAUUUGCAGCAUCGUCUCUGACCCACGACAUCGAAACUCCUCUCCUCUCCCUACAACUCAUAUUUUCGCCUUCGUCGUCUGCUGUUGCUCUGGGUCGGAAAUCUCCAGAAAAUGAAGGUCUUGGCAACUACACUCGUCUUCGCCUCCGUCCUCGGGGCAACCCUCGGCGCCCCCCAAGGGUACACCUACGAGGCGCCCGCCGCCCCCGUGUCCUACUCCUUCGGCUACGACGUCAACGCCAUCGACGCCUACCAGAGGCCUGUGACGUUCGGGCACAGCGAGGGACGGGAAGGUCCUUCGACCUCGGGAUCCUACUACGUCCUCCUGCCCGACGGGCGCUUAAUGACGGUCAACUACGUCGCUGACCAGUACGGCUUCCAUCCCACCUACACCUUCCAGCAGUUGCACCAGGGCGGCCAGGCAGCGCUCGCAACUCCCAGCCAGCUGUAUGGAACACCAACUGGAAAGUAAAACAAAUAUUGGUAAUCAAUUGACUGCACCAUGGAUAUUCUUGACUUCACCUCAUCCAUGCCGGUUGUAUGUUCAAUGCCUGAUCAAGUUUCAUCUCCUCUAUAUCAGUCUCAAACACACCGCUUGCUUCAUAUCUCGAGCUCUCCUGGAAGACUGGAAGACAGGGGCAUUGCUGGAAACCAGGCAUUGCUUUCAAAAAGGCAGAGAGACCGCCAGUUCGCUCUGACUGUAACAGCUGAUGUGGAUUACUUCGAAGUUCCGCGUUGCAAACUAAAGCCGUUCUGGAAUUCCAUCAUUCCAGUCCUUCGUCGUUUCUGGAGGUGUUUGAGUUUCACCCUCAGCUUUCCAGGACUGCUCCGCUAAGUAAAUCACAAAACGCAAAAAAAAAAAGAAAGAAAAAAAAAACCGGCUGGAAGCGCCAAGCCAAUUCCAGGGACGCCUUUGACUCCACGUCUCAAGCUUUUCCAGCAGACUCGUCUGAGCUUCUCCCAUCCAUCACUCUCUGAUUUCUUCGUUAGACCCGUUCCAGUGAUAAGCUGGAAUGUGCAGCUUUAACAUGACUAUUCACCUUCUCGGUUCUCUGAGAGAUAUUUUCUCUCCCUCCAACUUCACCCUGUACAUUCUCGUUCCAGUUAAAGAGAUCAUUUCCUUCCUUCAUUCUUCUAUCUUUUUUUUUUUUGUUACUUUCUCUCUACCUCAGCUUCCACUUCAUCGUCUUAUCCAUCCUUUUGAUUCUCACAGUUUUAUCAUCCAGGUACUUUGUUGAGCUUGUUUUUUUUUUUUACUAUUUUAUAACUGUUGUUUUUACUGUUAAUUUUCAAAGUUUACGAUAUUUUUCUAAUGCGUGCUUAUAAAUAUAUCAAUGAAUAAAGAUUAAAUAAAA